Clunio marinus is the source of this 576-nucleotide messenger RNA. The record is from the annotation of a GenBank genome assembly. NCBI's taxonomy places the organism in Eukaryota, Metazoa, Arthropoda, Insecta, Diptera, Chironomidae.
AUGAAUCAACUUGCAGUCGCACCAGCAGCAGCAGCACUGACGCUAUCCACAAUCCCAACAAUGAAAAAUUACGAGAAUCAGAAUGAAGAAGUUAACCACAACUUGAUUUUGAAACCUCACAAGCAUUUAAAUGUCACGUCAUUAGGCAAUGAAUUCCAUAUUCAUUCUCUUCUUUCUCAAUGUUCUUUUUAUCGGCGAAGAUUACAAACGCAUUUUAAGGCCGUAUUGUGUUUAUUGAUUGUUCUCUUUCUUAUCGCAGAUUUCUGUUCUGUUCUUCAUGUACCAAGAAUAGAGAAAUUCUACUUACACGCUCUGUUCGCAGUCUUCACAGCUAUGAUUUUCAUUCAAGCUGCGCAGAAAAAGCAAAAAGAAUAUUUUGCCCAUUACCGAGUACUUUAUAUGAGACAUGACAUGAUCUCUAGAAAAUCAACAGAAACAAAACCCGAGAGAAUUAAAAGAAAUGAAACACAUUUUUCUGCAACUUUAACAUCGAGAAGAAAACCACAUGUUGUAGUCAUGUUGUUCUUAUUCGAGAUAAGAAAGGCGCAGGGAGAAAUAAAAGUGAAAAAAGCAUAA